AUGCGCCUCUGGUCCCUCCUCUACCUCGGCAGCGCCCUAGCCCUGUCCAUCCCCAAUCAAAUGCACCUCCCAUUCGCCCCAUCUCCCAACAGCCUCGAAAACGGCGUGCAACAAACUCUCGCCAUAAACUGGUCAAUCCAAAAUGGCAGUCUCUACGCCAACGAAAACCAAAUCUACCCUCCCUCCCUCACAAUGCAACUCCGUGCCCCGCUCUACGAAGCAAACACCCCCACUGAUAAAUCCGUCGAUCUCUCAUACACCCUCGACACCCGUCCACUAUCAACAGACCGCGUAGGAGCAGUCGCAGGCAUGAUCCGCGUCCGCAUUGAACUCCUCGACCUGCACGGGAAUCUGAUUUCGCCCAAUGCCGUCGCUGUCGAUAUGCUCACUUACCAGGACGGUGAUCAUCAUAUUACCCGUAUCCGCGUUGAGCCUGCGCGCGGAGGGCGUCAGGAUGAUCGAUUUGCGCAGAAGAGCCGGCCUUGGGUUGUGAAGUAUUGGUCUACGCAGUUUGGGUCGCUUUUCGAUAAUGUCCACGGAAAGUCUGAGAGUCAGAUCCAGGCUGCGCGACCUGAUGUGGCCCCGUCCAAGUUCUCCAUUGCUUCGUUCUGGGCUGCUCCUGAGGCACAUGUUCAUGGUCACCCGCACCAUCGCCCUGGUCACUCGUUCCGACGUAUUGUCGGCCCUAUCAUCUUGCCUGCGGUGAUGGGGGCUGUGGCUGGGCUGGCGGCCUGUUUGGUUGGUUUCUUCCUGGGUCACUUGUUUAUGUCUUUUGCUGUGCGGGCUGGCUGGAAGGCAAGUCCUCAAUCGGUCGAGAAAGAUAUGGAUUGGACUUCGGAGAAGUCACUCAUGGUGCCUCAUAUAUAUGUCACUGAUGUGACUGAGUCGGUAUGA
Molecule: messenger RNA, 894 nt
Organism: Penicillium olsonii
Lineage: Eukaryota; Fungi; Ascomycota; Eurotiomycetes; Eurotiales; Aspergillaceae
Source: the annotation of a GenBank genome assembly